Penicillium cinerascens is the source of this 3494-nucleotide messenger RNA. RefSeq lists its product as uncharacterized. The transcript is spliced from 4 exons. The record is from RefSeq and is a predicted model, not a curated record. The coding region runs from base 117 to 3494 and encodes 1125 amino acids. Lineage: Eukaryota; Fungi; Ascomycota; Eurotiomycetes; Eurotiales; Aspergillaceae.
UCUACGCUCGGUCGUUCUACCGACCCGGUGUCCAGAUCACCUUACCCCCUCCCUGCUUCCUUACCUGCAAUUCACCUAGGUCCCUCUCCCCGGCCCUUCUCCAUGCCGUGCGCGCCAUGUCUCUCAAUGGGCUAGAUAAUCCCGCCGUGGUCGAAGCCUACCAGAGUGCACUUGCUGACGCGGGCGGAUGGAUUCUUCUGCACUACACCGCAAGGGAUGAGGUAGCUCUGCUCGAUCGAGGCACCGGCGGGGUGCCCGAGGUGCGCAAUGCCAUCGAAAAUUACGAGGAGACGUCGCCGCUCUACGGCUUUCUGCAGUAUCGACGGAGGAAGGUCAUCCUGAGAUACAUGCCCGAGGGGCUGUCGCGGCUGAUCCAAGCUCGAAGCAACGUUCAAUUUCAGUCCGUCCUCGACAAGUUCACCCCGAAUGACACCGUGCUCGCCCUAUCCCUGGCAUCCGAGCUCAACGAAAGCGCUCUAUCGUCCGCAUGUCUCCUACACACGGCAUCCGGAUCGAUCACGUCCUCGUCGAGCUCUCUGCGCCGCCGUCGACUGAUGGAAAUUACCGAGGACGCCGAGGAAAAUGGUACAAAGGAAGAAACAAAGGAACAGGAACACCCUCACCCGCCGAGUACCCAGACGAAACAAAGAUCGGGUAGCCUCAAGUCAGAGGCUACCAUUGUGCCUCCCACCGUUUCACCUGAAGAAAACUCCUCGCCUGACCUCCGACCCCCGCCCUCUCGAGCCAGUUCCCGAGCACCAUCCAUUGGUAGUCCGCCGUCCAUUAGUCCCAGCGAAUCCCAGACCAGCACAAUGUCUCCCAAAUCCCCCGACUCCAGCUCGGGACGUUUCAAGUACCGCAACAUCUUGGAUGAGUUCCCUCGACCAUCAGAAGAAGCCCGAAUGUCGACCCAGUCUGCGCGGCCUUCUUUGCGAGAUCUGGAACGAGCUGCCGGUAUUCAGCCCAAGGUCAAAUUGGGACCUCGUCCGUCCGUCGACUCGAGUGGACGGCCUCGUACCUCGGGGUCUUCACGAAACUCCGAUCAACGUCCUGUUGCUUCUCUGCCUUCGGGAAUGCGCUCGUCUUCGCUACGAAGGUCCAACGUCGAAGUCCCUCGUCCCCGAUCACAAGGAAGCUCUUUUGCGUCCAAACCGAUCAGCCGAGCACCCCCGAUCCCACCGCUUCUCGUUCCUCCCCCGAACAUUCCCAUUUCUAGACCGCCGUUAUCUCCCGGUGCCAAGUCAUUGGGUGCGUUGUCUACCUCGUCAGGGUUGACUCCCGAGAAAGAGCGGUUGAUGAAAGCGCUGCAGCAGAGGAAGAAACAAAUGGCGAAACGGGCGGAGGAGACCAAGAAGAAGCAGAGUAUUGAAGAAGAGCCGAAAGCAGAGGACGAUAUUGCAAAGCACCAGGAGGAGAACAAAGAAAAUAUCAACUUGCUGCCCGAGCAGGAAAAGCCGGAGCCGCAAAAGACACAAGAUGAUCAAGAUGAGAAACCCGCUAAGCCGGCAGUGCCAGCUCCCGCGUCACUCAAUGACGAUACUCCUGCUGCACCAGAGCCUCAAACCGAGGCCCAGGAGGAAGAAACUCUUCCUGCCACGGUGUUUAAGAUAGAGCCCCCUGCGGAAGUGGACGUGUCUGGUUUCGAGGGCAGAUCGUCCUCAAAUACCCCCGAUCUUAGUGCGGGUACUAAAUUCUCCACCGGUCACGAAGAAACGAUCCUGGAAACGAUUCAGCCUAAGACGCCGCAGACUGUCUCUGAAGAUGAAACACGCGCCGAGGAUGCCGACUCCGCAAUUCCUGUCCCAAAUGAAACUAAGGAUGACCUAGUCCCACCUAGCGCCGUUCUCGAGGUUCCACUCGACAGGGAGUUGACAGAAACCUCAGCCACUGCCCCAGAGCCCCAGGAUGCUUCUUCUUUACAUCAAUCUGAUAUUCCAUCGCUCAAGAGCGAGCCAUUGGAGGCCCGAUCUGUAGACGCUGGUCCGGCAAAGGCCCCUGAGUUUACUCAUCCGAACACGCCGCCUGCGAACGCUCCCCCUAGCCCCGAGAUUGAGCCGUCGGUCGCACCCUUCUCCGUUUCGAUUGACCCAGUUCCGGCGGAUGAAGGGGUUCCCGAGGAACCGCCUGUCGAGAUAGCUAACCUUGUUCCCUUGGACCAACGACGGAAGAUCCACUUGGAACCGAUUCAAGUUCCCACUCCGGAGUACUCAGACGACGACAAUCUCCUUUCCGACGAUUCAUUCAUGGAAGAGCUGAGAUCGGCUACUGUCCAGGAGGCCAGACCAGUCUCGGUCAAGUCCCCCGGUGAUCAGCCCUGGGGAGGCUCACGCGCUGUCUCAAGCUCGCAUUCGCUGGCAUCUUCAUCUCCCAUGCAGGCAUUUGCAGUGGGUAGAUCUGUGUCAAGCUCGUACCCUGACAACGGGCCUCCGACCCCAUUGCUUGUGGCCAAGAAGGUCAAUGUUUCUUCCGGUAUCUCGAGCCGUAUUAAGGCUUUGGAAAAGUUCCAGAGUCGAGAAGGCACUCCUCAAAGCGGCACCCAUCCUGUGGGGGGGCCCUCUGCCUCAUCUUCCUUUGAUAGUCUUCGCAAGCGUGCAUCUGUUUCUUAUGGAAGUCCUGAGAGCUUCUGCCGCGCACCAAGCUUGAGCCGUCCUGAGUCGCGUUCCAGUCCCAAUGCUCGCCGCACCAGCUCCAUCUCGGUAACGGCCCGUAUUAUUCGCGAUACGGGUGUUUCUCCGGGGUCUAAUGGCCUCGAACCUACCGAGUCCGACAUUCUUAAUCUUCAGCCUAGCCCAUUGACCGUGCAGCACGGCUCGAGCGAGGAACCCCUGCCUACCAGCGAAUCGGUCGAAUCCACCAGUCGUUCGGGGACCCGCAGCAUGUCUAUAUCAUCCGCUGGAUCAAGCCUACCGACUGCAUCGGCGUCUCGCCCUGGAAGCCGCCUCUCGUUGUCUUCGCGUUCCAAGGCCGAUGAGAACGCCCAGGCGAGCUCGCCCUCUCCCGAGGAGAAGAAGGCUUCCCGUGCCUCCCGUCUCAUGCGCCGCAUGUCAUCUAUGACAACCAAUUCGCGUCGCAGCAUCAUUGGCGCUCUCAGCCCACCGGUGAAAGAGGAGGACGCCAAUCCGAUGGAUACUCCAACCAUCUCGCGAUCAUUGUCACGCUCUCGUGUCUCGGAGCCUAUUGACAUCGGCGAAGUCAAUGUACAAUUCCCCGAUACACUCCUUUGGAAGCGCCGAUUCAUGCGGAUCGAUGAGAAUGGGUACGUGGUUCUCACGCCCGGUACCACUGAUGCAAGUGCUCGUAACAUGACCAAGCGCUACCAUCUCUCCGAGUUCCGGACCCCCUGCCUCCCCGACGAGGACAUGCAGGAGCUGCCUAACAGUAUCUUGCUGGACUUUUUAGACGGCAGCACCCUUCAGUGCGCUUGUGAGUCACGGCAGGGACAGUUGUCUGCCCUUCAGACCCUUAUCGAUGCUCACGGCGCGCAUCAGCAAUAG